AAAAAAUGAACAAAUCACUUGGAGCCACACCAACGACUUACUGGUUUGCGAUGCAUCAAUGAGGACUGAGCUAAGCUAAUCAAGGAGCUAUUCUAAGUGGCACGAGAAUUGCUGGAUAUAUUGUGAAUUACUCAGUGUCAGUUCAUCAUGACAACCGGUGCUGAUGUGAGAGACAUCUUGGAGCUGGCCGGAGGAGAGAAUGAUGCUGGCCCCAUCAAUAAGAAAGACAUUUUAAACUCUGACAAGAAAAAGGUAAAGAAAACGACUGAGACGUUAACAUUCAAGCGUCCAGAGGGUAUGCACAGAGAGGUGUAUGCCCUUUUGUAUUCAGACAAAAAUAGGGAUGCUCCUCCACUGCUACCCAGCGACACAACUCAGGGAUACAGGACCGUGAAGGCCAAGCUGGGCUGUAAGAAGGUGCGGCCCUGGAAGUGGAUGCCCUUCGCCAACCCGGCCCGGCGAGAUGGCGCCAUCUUCCACCACUGGAGACGAGCGGCAGAGGAGGGCAAGGACUACCCCUUCGCCCGCUUCAACAAGACGGUGCAGGUGCCCGUGUACUCAGAACAGGAGUACCAGAUGUAUCUCCAUGACGACGGCUGGACUAAGACGGAGACAGAUCACCUGUUCGACUUGUGUAAACGCUUUGACCUGCGCUUCAUUGUCAUUCAUGACCGUUACGACCAUCAGCAGUACAGGAAGCGCUCGGUGGAGGACUUGAAGGAGCGCUACUAUACCAUCUGUGGCAAGCUGACUAAAGUGCGCGCCACCACCGGCACAGAGCCCAAGAUCUACAUCUUUGACGCGGGACACGAGCGGCGCAGGAAAGAGCAGCUGGAGAGGCUGUUUAACCGCACACCAGAGCAGGUGGCCGAGGAGGAGUACCUGGUGCAGGAGCUGAGGAAGAUCGAGACGCGUAAGAAGGAGCGCGAGAAGAAUGCCCAGGACAUCCAGAAGCUCAUCACGCAAGCCGACACCACCACAGAGAUGCGCCGCGCCGAACGCAAGGCCACCAAGAAAAAGCUGCCGCAGAAACGCGAGACAGAGAAACCGGCUGUUCCUGAAACAGCGGGCAUCAAGUUCCCUGACUUCAAAUCCGCUGGAGUCACACUUCGAAGCCAAAGGAUGAAGCUGCCCAGCUCUGUCGGCCAGAAGAAGAUCAAGGCCAUUGAACAGAUCCUCACAGAGCAGGGCGUCGACCUGAACCCCAUGCCGACGGAGGAGAUGGUGCAGAUGUUUAACGAGCUGCGUAGUGACCUGGUGCUGCUGUACGAGCUGAAGCAGGCGCACAGCAACUGCGAGUACGAGCAGCAGAUGCUGAGGCACCGCUAUGAGGCGCUGCUGAAGGCAGGGGGCGCCACCAGCACGCCACAGCUACAGCAGCAGCAGCUGCUACAGCAGUCAGAGGGGCUCGGCAGCACCGCCGCUACAGAACCGGCACAGAACUGGCCCUCAGUGGACGACAUCAAGACCGAGGCCAAGGAGCAGAUCAUAGACGUGGUGGGGGCACCACUCACGCCCAACUCUAGGAAACGCCGGGAGUCUGCCUCCAGCUCCUCGUCCAUCAAGAAGGUGAAGAAGCCCUGAUGUGGAGCCCCCUGUUUUAAUCAGAUGGACAUAUUACACUGAGGGGACGGAGAGGACAGAGGACACGCGCCCAGCAUCUGACUGGAGCACAUGAGGAGGAGAGGAGAGGAGAUGGGGAGAGGAGGGGUCCUGUAUGAGAGGGGACUGGCAGGGGUCUGGAGAGAGAGAGGGGGGGGGGGGUUAUUUCAUAGGGCCAGUCAUCCAUCAAAGUGCACCGCACCCCCCCAAAACAGCCAAAGCCUUUUGCUCUCUCCUAAUCAUGGACGGCGCUCUUGCCAGACACCCACACCCCCCCACCUCUUUCCCCUCUCCUGCUACAUCUUCAGCAGUCCACCUCCCUCCCUUCCUCCUUCCUCUCUGCAUCUACCGGACCCCAGCAUCAUUGUGACACAGACCACCGCUGACAUUCCCAUUCCAUUACAGCCACCCCCACUUCCACCACCCUAGACACCCCCGCGCCCCUCUCCCCUCGUCCCUCGUCCGGUCCCGCCACGGUCAGCCCUGGCCACAAGCAGGACAGAUGAACUGUAAAUUGGCAGCCAGGGCUAAUAGAUACCUGCAACAGUAGCGGUCUGUCUGCACACACAGAAAAAGAGAAAUAAAAGCUUGGAGGAAGGAGGGAAAUCUGGUUUGUUCUGCCAACAUUUGUUUGAUCUUGGUUUGUUUUUGUUUUUGUUUAUUUGUUUGGGUUUUUUAAGUCAAUGUUAAGUCACUGGUUCUUGAGUAAAAUCAGCAGUGUGAUGGACUAGUGUGCGUUGAGGUAGAGAGACGGAGGAGCAAGGCAUUUCAUGUUCAUUGUUACAACAAUUGGCCUUUUUGCCUUUCUGUGCUGUUGUGAUGGAAUAGAAACUCGAAUGCGAGCCUGUUAUAACUGCUUCGUCAGGGCAUCCUCUCUUUUCCCACUCUUCAUUGCCUGUGUGCAAAAAAAAGCUAAUAAAUGUGGUGUUUUUGUA
This is a messenger RNA of Engraulis encrasicolus (European anchovy), 2537 nucleotides long. It is a transcript of the gene dmap1, whose product is annotated as DNA methyltransferase 1 associated protein 1. Gene Ontology annotation, biological process: DNA repair; negative regulation of transcription by RNA polymerase II; chromatin remodeling. Gene Ontology annotation, molecular function: transcription corepressor activity. NCBI's taxonomy places the organism in Eukaryota, Metazoa, Chordata, Actinopteri, Clupeiformes, Engraulidae. Gene Ontology annotation, cellular component: NuA4 histone acetyltransferase complex; Swr1 complex; nucleus. The coding region runs from base 148 to 1584 and encodes 478 amino acids. The transcript is spliced from 11 exons. The record is from RefSeq and is a predicted model, not a curated record.